UUCUUUGAAGUUCCGAGAUCCAUCGGCAGUUGAAAUUACGAACUGAACGAAAGCCCGAGCUUGAACUUGUGUUUGCAUGAUGCUCUAGAGUAACUUCUAGUCUCUUCUUUGCAUCAGCUGGAUAUAUCUUCUUAGAAUGACCUAGCAAGGGAUGCGGAAGCUGGGUUGAUAUGUCUCAUUUGACUUUCAUUUGCAUGACUUCAAGUAGCAUAUCUCCUGUAAUCAACCUUGGCAACAAUGAGCCCCUCGAAGAUCGAGUAUCCCGCUCCUUUGCAGCUCAGUGGAACUCUCAAUCAAUUUGAUCAUUUCCAACUCACGCCUUGCAUUGGCACUGAAUUCAAGAAUGUUGACCUUGCCGAAUGGCUUCGGGCAGAGACAUCGGAUGAUUUGAUUCGUGAUCUGGCCAUCCUCAUCGCUCAGCGAGGCGUGGUCUUCUUCCGUCACCAGACGAACCUCAAUGGCGAGCUACACAAGGAGCUCCUGUACCGCCUCGGAGCCCUAUCGGGCCGGCCCGAGGAAAACGGACUCUACAUUCAUCCACUCUGGAAUGUCUUGGGCGAGGAAGACCCAGAACUCGCAACGCUAGAUCCAGAUCGCCUGAAGAAAAUGUAUGGAAAGGAUCUGAAGGGCAACAAGAAGCAAACAGGGAUCUACGAGUGGCACAGUGAUAUGUCAUUUGAGCUGAAUCCGCCUGAUUUUAGCAGCCUGAGAUUGACGGAGUUGCCUCCAGGUGGAGGAGGAGAUACUAUCUGGGCCAGUGGGUAUGAAGUCUACGAUCGACUUUCAGUGCCAUAUCAAAAGCUUUUUGAUAGUCUCGAAGCAACUCAUUCGCAGCAAGCCCUAAACUCUUUCAGCGAGGCCCGAGGAAAAACUGCCUUUCAUGGACCACGGGGCUCGCCGGCUAAUGUCGGCACCGGCUUUAGAAAUCGACAUCCCGUUGUUCGUACUCAUCCCAUCACCGGAUGGAAGAGCGUAUUUGCAGCUGGUGUCCACUGCGAGCAAAUCCACGACGUGAGCGUUGCAGAAAGUGUGCAUCUUCUCAAGAAGGUUCUCAAGUUGAUUGCAGAGAAUCCAGACCUUCAGGUGCGUUUUCGCUGGGAGAACGAAAAUGACAUCGCCAUUUGGGAUAAUAGGUGUACAUACCAUGCUCCUAUCCAAGACCAAGUAGGAAGGCGCCGUGGUUUCCGCGUUCUUUCAACAGCGGAGAAGCCAUACCUUGAUCCGGCAAGCCAGUCACGCCAGGAAUACUUUGCUUCUCUCUUCGAGACUCCUGAAGGCAUUAAAUAGUCGUCCUAUAGAUUGGCAAUCGGACAACUCUAGUCUUGGCUGACUUCUAUAAUCAGCUCUAUAUUAAUCCAGAUGAUAUAAUUGUGUUUUGCUAAAUUUACGUAGCCA
Xylona heveae TC161 is the source of this 1395-nucleotide messenger RNA. RefSeq names its product TfdA family taurine catabolism dioxygenase TauD. Gene Ontology annotation, cellular component: cytoplasm. Gene Ontology annotation, molecular function: 2-oxoglutarate-dependent dioxygenase activity. Bases 238 to 1287 code for a protein of 349 amino acids. The record is from RefSeq and is a predicted model, not a curated record. NCBI's taxonomy places the organism in Eukaryota, Fungi, Ascomycota, Xylonomycetes, Xylonales, Xylonaceae. The transcript is spliced from 5 exons.